CAACACUAAACACUCCCUGAAGAUGCUGUGCUCUCAUGGACUCCAGUCUGCUCUCAGUCCAUUCAUGGACUUGUACUGGCCUGUGCGCAGUCUGUGGCCAGAGGUAAAACCUCUGCUCCACCAGCAGGAUCUACUGCAGAGAAACCUACAGGAGCUUUGCAGCAGUCUGGAGCUGAUGGACAAACUUCAACACAAGAUCCUGGAGGAGACGGAGCCUUUCCAAAGCGCUGCCACCCUCCAACCAGUCUCCUACCAGCUGGAGAAAGAGGGAGAGUGCUUUGGCCUGACCCUGGACAACCAAGGCUUUUCCCCAAAGGAUCUGUCUGUCAGGCAGGUGGGCAGGAAGCUGAGAGUCAGCGGAAAGAAAGAGAAGAAGCAGGAGGAUGAGAAAGGCUGCUACUCUUACAGCCGGCAGGAGUUCAGGCGGGAGUUUGAUCUGGUUGCAGGGCUCAACCCUGAAGACGUCACCUGCCGCCUGGCUCCAGACGGGAAGCUCCACAUCCAGGCAGCCAAAGGUGCAUGUGUGGAUGAGGCUGAGAGAGAGCGGACUGUCUAGAGGAGCUUGGAGGAGAAAACACAGCAGAGUGUGUGUUCACACACAGAAGGCAGCAGCACAGACACACCUGCAAACAUGGACUGAUCUUUAUGUUGUUGUAGUGCCAUUGUGGAUUCAUUGUUUUAUAAAAGUGUCUUGUGUUUGUAUAAUAUACUAUUUUUAAUAAAUAUAUGAAAGGUUUGGCCUUUCCUUCGGCUUUUUUAAAUUACCAUUUUUAUUUUAUAUUAUUUAUUUAAAAGACAGAACUUGAAUGGACAGAAUGGACUCAUAUUUUAUUUAUUGGAAAAGUUUGCUCAAUUUAUAGACCUAAUUUCUUCUUCUGCAUUUGUUUGCAUUUUGUUUUUGUAAACAAAAACUACUUUCUACAACUUUUUAAUUAAUUGUGGGCAGAUGAUAUUCUCUGCAUUCAGUAGAUUGCAGGAGACAGAAAACUUAUUUAAGCCUUUAAUGUUAACUUUAACUUCAACGUUCAGUGAUAUGAUAAAUUCCCCCAAAUCAACAAAGUAUAAUAUAAAAAGACACAUACAUUUUCUUUAUCAUUUCUGUGUGUGAACAAAGGAAAUGAGAACAGGACGUUUUAUAUCAUAAUGAGGUCUGUGUGUUAUCUGUCAUUCAAAUAUUCAAGCUUCUCUUCCUUCUACUGCAGUUGUUGAUGAAGAUGAGGCUUUUACAUGAUGACUGUUGAUGUCUGUUUUAUUAUUAUGUCCCCCUGUGAGAUUUGUGAAUUUAAAUAAAAAUCUUGAUGAUAAAAGGCCGUUUUUACUUAGUUAGAGUCAGGCAAGUCUGAAUUUAAUCUUCUGAAGAUAUCCAAAAAUGGAUCACUUACUACUUCUUUUCUAUUUGGAUGUUUUUUUCUGUGAACAUACUGUACACGAAC
Molecule: messenger RNA, 1433 nt
Organism: Dicentrarchus labrax (European seabass)
Lineage: Eukaryota; Metazoa; Chordata; Actinopteri; Moronidae
Product: heat shock protein 30-like
Exons: 1
Coding region: 23-556 (177 amino acids)
Biological process (GO): protein refolding; response to heat
Molecular function (GO): protein folding chaperone
Source: RefSeq, a predicted model, not a curated record